Cajanus cajan (pigeon pea) is the source of this 1314-nucleotide messenger RNA. Lineage: Eukaryota; Viridiplantae; Streptophyta; Magnoliopsida; Fabales; Fabaceae. The record is from RefSeq and is a predicted model, not a curated record.
CGUUUUAGCCUUCCAGCAACCCCUCUCUAUAAUGAUGAAAUGGCAUGCGGGGUGGUGCUUGAAAAAGCUACUCAACUUCAAUAGACAGGGACUUAACGGUGAUAAUCUUAUCCUAUUCACUACUUCAUAUGAUCAGUCCCGUGUAAACUUUCUGAAAGAAAUUGAUGGAGUUUGGUUCGAUCAUAUUCCAGAUACUCUAAUUAAAGAAUUGGCAAGCUGUAAAAGAGUUCUUGAACAAUCUUCCCAAUAUAAAGAUCCAUUAUUUUUGCUGGAGCUUGUUCUUCACCAACAACCCACCAAUGGUCAAACAUCUUCAUAUCUUGCUUGGCAAAGGAUGGUUGAUGCAGUGAAGGCUUUCAUUCUCCACUACCAGUUGAAAACAUUUAUUUUGGAAGGUGUAUUGGUUGAAAAGCCAUUAAUGAACAUGAUUUCCAGUUCUACCAAUGAUUCUGGAGUGAUCCGUGCUUCAGAUGUUUCAUCUGCUAGCUUUGGGUCCAAUGUUUCGUUGGAGUCUGGAAUGCCUUGUGGAAUUGCAUUUUCAAAUUCCGAAAUUAGGGAUAUAUAUGUAAUACCAGUGGCAAGUGGAAUAGCUGGAAAAUUGCUUCUUGCAGAGAAACACCCAUUCCGCAGUCGACAUGGAGUUGUGAUUGCAAUUGCUCCAUUGGCAGGGUUAUGUCCUAAGAUAGAUGAGAACCACCCCUCAUGGUUGCACCUUCGAAUUAGAGAGUUUGACCCACAGUUUUAUUCAAUCAAAGCCAAAGGAAACCUCCUGGACAUGGCUCAUCAUUUGGUAGAUGGGAGAUGGACCCUUGGUUUUCCGAAUGCAAGAGCUUGUGAGGAAGCUAAAUUAGUAAUUUUAAAUGAAAUUUCCAAGCAGAGAUCAGCGGUGGAGUAUGUGCUUGCUCCAUUACUUCAGCAUGAUCUUGGAUUAGCUGAAAACUGAGGUAUAGUUAAAGUUGUUGUGAUGAGUUUUCUUAGUUACUUUAGAUUCUUCCCUCUUUUGAAUUAUUUUCUAUCCCUUUUUAUUUAUUUAUUUUUAUUUUACCUGUCUUAUUGUUUAAUUUCACACUGUACUUUAUAUUUUGGUUCUAAAAAUGCAAUAGGGUUAUAGUUUACAUAUUAUUAGAACAGAGUAUUUUAUGCUAUAACUGCCAACAAGCAACUUGUGAAGGAUACUAUAGUAAAGUUCAUAUGCCUUGGGAGUAUAUACUAAUAGAUGUCUCUAACAGAUGUUCAUCCGAUUUCGUGUAUAAAUGUGAUCGUUUGUAAUAAUACGCAGUUUCUGUAAUUCCUUAAUUUUGUCUAUUAUUUUAA